CGAUACCGAUGUUCGAUGUGCCCCAAAACCUUUUCCAGACCUUCAUCCUUACGCGUGCAUAUUUACUCUCAUACUGGCGAGAAGCCGCACGGAUGUCCCCAUCCUGGUUGUGGGCGACGCUUUAGCGUUCAAAGUAAUAUGCGACGCCACUUGCGAGUACAC
Zychaea mexicana is the source of this 162-nucleotide messenger RNA. RefSeq lists its product as uncharacterized. Gene Ontology annotation, molecular function: DNA-binding transcription factor activity, RNA polymerase II-specific; RNA polymerase II cis-regulatory region sequence-specific DNA binding. The annotation marks the transcript as partial. The transcript has a single exon. NCBI's taxonomy places the organism in Eukaryota, Fungi, Mucoromycota, Mucoromycetes, Mucorales, Lichtheimiaceae. The record is from RefSeq and is a predicted model, not a curated record. Gene Ontology annotation, cellular component: PcG protein complex; transcription regulator complex. Gene Ontology annotation, biological process: regulation of transcription by RNA polymerase II.